Messenger RNA from Cotesia congregata, 1743 nucleotides. The record is from the annotation of a GenBank genome assembly. NCBI's taxonomy places the organism in Eukaryota, Metazoa, Arthropoda, Insecta, Hymenoptera, Braconidae.
AUGUAUCCCAGUGAAAUCAUCGUGAUUAGUGAUGAUGACGAUGAGUCGGUGGUAGAAAUGAUUCAAAACACAUCAGCAUGUGAUUCAAAAUGCAACUCUAGUAAAACAAACACAAGCAUUGUAACCCCAGUAAUUACUAGUGGCUUUAAGAAUGUCAAAAAUGAAUUAAAUGAGCUUGUGGAUGAUGAUAGGUUUGGUAAUAACGAUGAUGAGAAUUAUAAUUUUUUGAUGCAAGAGUUGUCAGAUCUUAUAAAUUCAUAUAAAUCCAAUUCAGUUAAUCAAGAUUCUUUGAUAGUUCCUGAGAUAUCUGACGAAAAUGUUGACGAGAGUACUCAGAAUAAUAUUAUGGGUAAAGAAAAGCAUAUACAGAUAGUGAGCGUAGAGUCAUUAAACCAUCGAAUAAACCAAUGGAUGGAUACCAGUAUGGAAGAAGAAUUUGUUCCGCCCGUUGAUUAUCAAGAACAAAAAGUAUUUGAGGGAGGUUUUAAUAAUGUUGUAGCUAACAAUCAUCAGGACGAAUUGUUAGAAUUGAAUUAUGAUAAUUCAGAGAGUUUAUUACAAAGUCAAAAUGAUCCGUGGAUGAAAACUCCGAUGAACAAAUUAGAACUUAAAGUUUUAAACAAAUAUCUUCCUAUGGUCCAGUUAACUAAGAUUUCUUUAUCGAAAAAUAGUAUUAAUUUAAAGAAUUUUAUCAAAGAAGAGUUGCAAAUUGAUGCUAAUGUUAAUGGCCCUGAUUUAAAACCAUUAAUUCAUCAAAAUAUGGUGAAUGUAAAACAGGAAGUAGGCUCAGAAUUAAAUUCAGUAAAUGAUGUUAAUCAAGGAUUAUUUAUCUGCAAGACUUGUAUUAUAACAUUUAAUUCAAGAGAUUCAUUCGAAGAACAUAUUGAAUAUUAUCACCCUGGCAAUAAAAUUUACAAGUGUGAUGAUUGUCAUUAUGCCACUGACACACAUAUGUCAAUGCAAACUCAUCGAUGGACACAUAUCAAGGAACGUCCGUUUCGAUGUCGUCUUUGUAAUUAUGGAUCUAAGUUACAACAACAUCUUAAAAUGCAUAUCCGAAGAAUUCAUACAAAUGAACGGCCUUUCGUGUGUCCACACGUACCAUGUAUGUUUGCGGGGGCAUAUUCUCAAGAUUUAAAAAACCAUAUAAAAAAUAAACAUUCCAAGAAUGAUAAAACUGUUUCGCUAGAUAGUCUCAGAAAUAACCGAUCUCGCUCCCAUACACACUUAGAAAGCGAUUCCUCGAGUGUUAAUUUGAAAGACAUGAAAACUAAAAUUAAUUCUAUUAAUCCUACUGAACAAAUGUACCCGUGUACGCAUUGCACAUUUUCAACACCAUGUACAAAUGAAUUGAAAGUUCAUUUAAGUAAACACGAAACUGAAAGUUCAGAAAAUUUUAAGUGUGAUGCUUGUGGUAAAAGAUUCAUCAAUAAGGAUCAGCACAUUCGAAAUUAUCACACAUUAUUUCCUUCAAAUAAAGAAAUAAAAUGUUCAUUUUGUGAGGAAACUUUUACUAAUAAUUAUAACAUGAAGGUGCAUCUUAAAACUCAUGUUAAUAAAGACUUAAAAAAAUGUGGCAUAUGUCUUUACAUUACUUCUAGUAAAAAAAAGUUUCGAAUACACAUGAGUGAUCAUAGAAAAAAUAAAUUAUUUACUUGUAAUAAUUGCAGUAAAUCAUUUCGAAGCAAAAACUUAUGUAGCGAACAUCGAAUAAAUUUUCAUUACUUGAUUAAUAAUUUUUAA